Molecule: messenger RNA, 1399 nt
Organism: Salvelinus namaycush (lake trout)
Lineage: Eukaryota; Metazoa; Chordata; Actinopteri; Salmoniformes; Salmonidae
Product: tripartite motif-containing protein 35-like
Exons: 1
Coding region: 1-1365 (454 amino acids)
Molecular function (GO): protein binding
Source: RefSeq, a predicted model, not a curated record
AUGGCAGCAUCUGUCUCUGAGUUGUUGCUGGACGUUCUGGAGAAACUGGACAAAAGAGAGCUGGAUAGAUUUCACUGGGAGCUGAGCAAUAGCAAUCUGAAAGGUUUUCAUAACAUUUCAAAGGCUCACCUGGAGAAUGUCACAAGGCAUGCCACUGUGGAUAGGAUGGUGGAGACCUACUGCAAGGAGGGAGCUGUGAACGUCACAAACAUGAUCCUAAACAACAUGGACUUUAACAACCUUGCUAUGUCUUUAAAGAGAGAUCUUCCAGAAAAGGAACCAGCACAGAACAAAAGAAUGGAAGAGGGGGAAUCGGUGAGUGUACUGAAGGACAACCUGAGAUCUGACUUAACACAUCUGGAGGAAAAGCUGGAGAAAUGUGAAAACGCCCGAGAGAGCUACGAUAGCAUGACUCAGCACACCAAGGAUCAGCAGGUGGACACAACGAGGAGGAUCAGGGAAGAGUUUGAGAAGCUCCACCAGUUCCUGAGAGAGGAAGAGGAGGCCAGACUGGCUGCUCUGAGGGAGGAGGAGAAGGAAAAGGGAAUGUUAAUCGAGAGAGGCAUGGAGAGCAUUGAUGAGCAGAUCUCCUCUCUCACAGAUGCCAUUGAGGCUGUGAAAGAGGACUUGAAGAAAGGCAGUGAAAAAUUCCUUGUGAGUUACAAACGCACCCAGAGCAGAGCCAGAGCCCAACUUGAACUUCCGGAUCCACAGCUCGUCUCCGGAGCGCUGAUCGACAUCGCCAAACACCUGGGAAACCUGCAGUUCCAAGUCUGGGAGCAGAUGCAGGCGAUAGUCAAACACUCGCCCAUCAUUUUGGACCCCAACACGGCUCCCUCUACUAUGACUUUGUCUGAUGACCUCACCAGCGUGCGACACACAGCCAUAGAGAAGCAGCAGACUCCGGACAACCCAGAGCGGUUCACACGGUGGGCAAAGGUCAUUGGCUCCGCAGGCUUUGUGAAGGGUUCAGAGCAUAGCUGGGAGGUGGAGGUGGGCGACCAACCUGAGUGGAAUUUAGGCGUGGCUGCAGAGUCCGUCAAUCGGAAGGGAGAAAAUCUUCUUGCGUCACCAGAAUACGGAAUCUGGGCUAUACUGAAAAGGGGGCGCAAGUAUACAAAUGGAAUUGGUAAAACCCUCACUAUGAAGAGGAUACCCCAGAGGAUCAGAGUUCAGCUGAACUACAACAGGGGGGAAGUGGCUUUCUAUGACCCCAAAGACAAUACACACAUCUACACUCAUAAACAUAGGUUUACUGAGACGGUCUACCCAUACAUCUCUGUUUGGAAGAUAAAAGACGCCAGCAACCGUGAUAUACAGAUCUGCCCAUCAGAGGUGUCUGUGACAGUAAAAUCACAUCAGUGAGGUAUGUGCGCGUGUUGGUGGGUGUAUCGAUCCA